Messenger RNA from Panonychus citri (citrus red mite), 2361 nucleotides. RefSeq names its product CD151 antigen-like. Gene Ontology annotation, cellular component: membrane. The record is from RefSeq and is a predicted model, not a curated record. The transcript has 5 exons. Lineage: Eukaryota; Metazoa; Arthropoda; Arachnida; Trombidiformes; Tetranychidae. The coding region runs from base 969 to 1790 and encodes 273 amino acids.
GAGUUGAAAAGUUUUAUUGAAAUAAAGUUUCAUUGAUGAAGAUUAAGAAAAAGUGUCCGUUUUAUUUGAUUGUCGUGAUAAUUGAUUGCACAAUUAAGGUGAGAGAGUUAAUUGUGUAAAUUGUGUGUAGAUUAAUUAACUUGUAAUGGAUAAAUUGUGAUGAUAAAGAAAGAGCAGAUGUUUAUCUUUAUCAUUUCUCUUUCUUUUUGUCAUCACAGACAAAACUGAGAAAAAGUCUUUACAACAAAUCACUUCAUUCAUUUUUAAUUUUUCCACAAUCAUUCAUCAUCUAUGAUGUAGUAUUACAAUUUAAUAUCAUCCAAGUGUAACUCCCACUUUCUCCUCCUGGACAUCAAACUUAUCAUCCUUAUCUUCAUCAUCUUAAUCCUUACAUGUAACAUUUCAAUCCUGUGUUAUCAUAUCGCCCCAUCAAUUUCAUCAUCAUUCCCUAUCAUCAUCAUCUCUCUCUUCAGCCUUUCUCUUUUUCAUUUGUCUUUCUCACUCUAUCAUCAGUCUCAUCAUCAUCAUCAUCAUCGUCUCUCUCUCUCUCUCUCUCUCUCUUCAUUUCUCAUUCCCGCUCAAUCGUUUAUCCAACAGGAUAAAUUGUCAAAUUCACUCUUUCAUUCAAUCUACUCUUUUAUUUUCUCAUCUCUCAUCUCUUACCUUUAGCUUUAAUUGUUUAUUCAAACAACAAUCAACUCACCAUGAAACUUAAUUAUCUUACCAAUUGUUACAUUAUCGUCUACCUGUUUACAAUCAAUUCUUGAAAUUUAAUUCAAUUUUUUAAGUGCUACACUUUUCCAUUCAAUUACAUUAAUCCUGUUAAUCUAAAAUCAAUCCAACCCUAAUCUUUAAGUUUCUUACAUAUUUAUUAUUUUAACCUUUAAUUAAAUUUGAUUGUUCCUCACUCACUCUAAUUGUGCUAAUUAACUAAUUAACUAAUCACCAUUGAUUCUCUACGGGAUAAAAUGGCUUUAAGCUGCGGUGCUAAAUGUGCCAAACUGUUACUAUUAAUAUUCAACGCAAUCUUCUGGUCAAGCGGAAUAAUUUUUUUCUCUCUUGGAAUAUUUUUCCUCGUAGAAGAUGAAAGGUCACUUUUAUUUGGCCUUUUCGCUAAUCAGACAACAUCUUACGCUCUUCCACAAUAUUUGGCCUGGGCUUCGAUCGCCAUUGGAUCGGCUAUUUUCAUCAUCGGUUUUUGUGGAUGUUGUGGUGCACUUAAAGAUUUACGUUUUCUAUUAAUUCUUUUCAUGGCCUUUCUUUUCAUUAUUUUCGCUCUCGAAUUAACUGUCGGAGUUUUAGCCGUUGUUUUCCAAGAAAAAGUAGUCGCUGAAUUGAAGCUUAAAUUAACGGACAAACUACAGAAACAAUAUGGUUACAAUGACGCUCUAACUGCGGCCAUCGAUUUGGCUCAAACCAAAUAUGAAUGCUGUGGAAUCGGUGGACCGGAAGACUAUCGUCUAUCUGUUUGGCGAAAUCAAUCAGUCGGUGGUCAAGGAAACACUCUGGUCAAGACUUGUUGUACUUUGAUUAACAUGAAAGAGAAACACUCUUACAUUAAUCCUCGACCAAUUGAUUACGAAAAGUGUAAAUCUAAUUUUCCAGAUACUUAUCGUCACAAUAAGGGAUGUGAAUCGGCAUUGGAAGCGUUCAUAAGAACUGAGUGUUUGGUGUUCAUUAUAAUUGGCUGCGGAUUUUCAGGAAUUACGCUUUUUGGAAUGAUUAUUUCUCUAUGUUUAUGUCGUGCUCUCGGGUCAACUUCCAGUCUCAGUGAUCGCGAGGAUACUUGAUUAACAAUUUAAUCGCAAUUAGAAAUUAUUGUUCAUUGGAUUAAAUAGAUAACAAUUAAAUGAAUUGUGUUUUUUUUCCUUCUCGCUUUUCGUCAAUUGGAUUGAACUUUUCAGGAGUGGACAACAACUACGAGACACUGAUUGGAUUGAUUAACUUAAUUGGACGGUGAAAAUUAACAAAAUUACUCAAAAUUAAAAUUACUAGAAACUUUUUUCUUCUUAGAUUACAAACUAUUAAAGAUUAAUUUAAUUGUCUUGGAUUGAUUUAACUAUUCAAUGGAUGGAAAACCAAAAUCUCUUUAAUCUCGUCUUUUAGUUUUCAUCUUUCAAUGAAAAUACUUUUUAAUUGAUAAUUUGUUCAAUGGAAAAGAGCAAUUUAAUUAAAUCUCUUGUCAAAUCAUUUAAAUGAAAAAGUGAAAUCAUCAAAAUCAAUCAUAUUAUAUCAUAUUAGUAUUGAUCAUUAGGCUAAUCAAAAUUUGCUUCUUAACAAAAUUAAUCAACAAUCAAAGAGAAACUUUAAUUUAUUUGAGCUUUUAAAUCAUAUUGAAAAAUUACUCACUGCCUGUAAUCA